Molecule: messenger RNA, 1254 nt
Organism: Diaporthe citri
Lineage: Eukaryota; Fungi; Ascomycota; Sordariomycetes; Diaporthales; Diaporthaceae
Exons: 7
Coding region: 1-1254 (417 amino acids)
Molecular function (GO): FAD binding; monooxygenase activity
Source: RefSeq, a predicted model, not a curated record
AUGUCUGAACAGAAGAGCUGGAGGCAGCUUGAUAUUGGCAUCAUUGGGGGCGGCAUUGGCGGUCUAGCUUCAGCCGUCGCCCUCAGACGUGCAGGACACAAGGUGACCAUCUACGAGAAGGCAGAUUUCGCCGGCGAAGUCGGUGCAUCUAUCUCUUGUGCAGCCAAUGGCACGAGAUGGCUUGAGGAAUGGGGUGUCGACAUCGAGCUGGGAGACCCCGUUCUUCUGAAGAACCUGAUCAGUCGUGACUGGAGAACAGGUGAGCCGGACAACACCUACGAUCUGUCUGACUAUGAGGAACGAUGGGGCUAUGUAUACAACAUGUUUCACCGACAAUACAUGCACCGGAUGCUCAUGGAUAGUGCUAUUGGAGAGCACGGAAAAGGAGUUCCAGCCAACUUGAUUGUCGAUCAUAAGGCCGAAAACAUGGACCUUGAGAAUGGCGAUAUCACGUUCUCCAACGCCACAAAAGUCCGACACGAUGUGGUAAUUGGCGCGGAUGGAAUAGGAUCCGCUGUCCGUGGAGUACUUGGGAUCAAGGCCGAGCGGAGGCCUGCUACCUGUACCUGUCUCCAUGCUAAUGUGGACACGGCGAAGGCAGUCGAGCUAGGGCUCGUCGAUUACUCCCAGAACAGUGCCAUAGAGUACUGGGGAGGCUAUCACACUCACUACAAGAUCGUGCUGUCUCCUUGCAACGGUGGCCGGCUUCUUUCGUUCUACUGUUUCUUCCCUCGGGAGGCGGGGGACUUUAAAAACCAGACAUGGGAUGCCCAGGCUACCGUCGAGGAACUCCUCGCACCAUACCCUGACCUCGAUCGUCACGUUUUUCGGCACCUCGAGCUAGGCUACGAGGUGCGCCCGUGGCGCUUGUGGAUCCAUGAGCCGUACGAUUUGUGGCAGAAAGGCGACACUUGCAUCAUGGGAGACGCAGCCCACCCGAUGAUGCCCGAUCAGAGCCAAGGAGCUUGUCAGGCUAUCGAGGACGCUGCAGCUCUUGGCAUCGUUUUCAGCAAGGAGUACUUCAGAGGAAACAUCAGGGAGGCCCUCGAAGUUUACGAGCAGGUCCGAAAGCCCAGGGCGACGAAAGUGCAUGAAAACGAAACCAACAAGCUGACCAUCGAGGAGAUGAAUCGCUACGACAUGCAUUCUCACAUCAAAGAGACCUUGCAAGAGCGGCGUCAGACGGUGUCAAAUCGGGAACAACCCCGUAAUGAGAAUAUGGACCAGGAGGCAAAGGAUCCAGUACGAAGGUGA